UGUUGGCUCUGGAGCUGUCGAGCACGAGCGUGGCUAGCUAGUAAUUCAGCAGCAGGAGCCUAGCUAGUCAUUCAGCUUGCCCUCCGAGGUAGCAUCAGAUCUCUCGGCAAUGGCGCGCACGUCCGGCGUCGGCGCGCUGCUCGUCGUCGUCGUGCUCGCUGCCGCGUCGGCUGUCUUCUUCGCGCCGGCGGUGACGGCGCAGACCAGCAGCUGCGACGACGCGCUGCCGGCCGAGCUCGCCGGCAACUACUCCGGGAUGGCCUGCCGCCCGGUCUGGAACAACUUCGUGCUCCGGUACGCGCAGGACGGGGACAACGUGCUGCGGGUGGUGCUGUCGGCGAUGUACAGCUCGGGGUGGGUGGGGAUGGGGUUCUCCAAGGACGGAAUGAUGGUGGGCUCGAGCGCCAUGGUGGGGUGGGUCGGCAAGACGGGGCUCUCCCACGUCAAGCAGUUCGCACUCAACGGCAAGAGCCCCUCCAUGGUGGUCGCCGACAGGGGAUUCCUCGUCUCCAACGGCCGCGACCACACCGUCCUCGUCAAGCAGGCCAAGAUCUACCUCGCCUUCCAGCUCAGGUUCCCCUCGCCGCUCAAGCAGCAGCAGGUGCUCUUCGCCUUCGGCUCCUCCAUCCCCGUCAACGACCGCCUCGCCGAGCACCAGGACAAGACGUCCGUCAACUUUGAUUUCACCACGGGCAGCUCUUCAGGCUCCUCCUUCCCAAGUAGCCUGAAGAAGGCUCAUGGGGCACUCAACCUGUUCGCGUGGGGUGUCCUACUGCCUAUCGGGGCCAUUGUAGCUCGGUACUGCAGGGGAUGGGACCCUCUGUGGUUCUACCUUCAUGCCGGUAUCCAGUUCGUGGGCUUCAUCCUCGGUCUGGCAGGCGUUGUGGCUGGAGUAUCACUAUACGGCAAGAUCCAAGCAGACCAUCCAGCACACAGGGGCCUUGGCAUAUUUGUUCUUGUGCUAGGUAUCCUCCAGAUUCUAGCAUUCUUCCUAAGGCCCAACAAGGACUCGAAGUAUCGGAAAUACUGGAACUGGUACCAUCACUGGGCUGGCAGGCUUGUACUCUUCUUUGCAGCUAUCAACAUUGUCGUGGGAAUCAAAGUUGGAGGUGCCGGUAACUCUUGGAAGAUCGGCUAUGGUUUCAACCUGGCCAUCCUUCUGAUCACCAUUAUCACCCUGGAAGUCCUGGCGUGGACAAGGUGGAAAAACAACAGCACUCCGACGACGACAUACUAAUCAAGUACGAUCAGUUAGGUUCUAGUUUUGGGAGCUGCUGAGCCUGCUGUUCCUUCAAGUUCUUCUCUGUUAUGCUGUUGUUGUAAACAUGUAAUGUUUGUAAAUGAUCUUUUAGCAAGAGAUCUGCAAGACUAGCCUAUGAUGACGAGUUUUGGAUGCAAAAAAACAUACCAUCGCACAGUUGUAUCAGUGUAUGUGUAAUGUGUUGAGAUGUGCCACUCCAGUGGUUUCCUGCGAUGAUGAAGGUGGUACUACCAUUUGGAGUAUAUAGCACAGUUUAUUUGCCCU
Molecule: messenger RNA, 1525 nt
Organism: Brachypodium distachyon (stiff brome)
Lineage: Eukaryota; Viridiplantae; Streptophyta; Magnoliopsida; Poales; Poaceae
Product: cytochrome b561 and DOMON domain-containing protein At3g61750
Exons: 4
Coding region: 110-1237 (375 amino acids)
Source: RefSeq, a predicted model, not a curated record